UUUCCGGCAGAAGAUGGGUUUCUGGACUUUGUUAGAAGCUUUUCUGCUCUUUGCAAAUGCAUUGGCAAUAUUGAAUGAGGAGCGCUUCCUUGCUCCAAGAGGAUGGACACUAGCAGAAAUGACAGGACAUAGGAGGAAUUCGCUUAAAGGGCAAGUGAUAAGACUCAUAUAUGCCUGUCAAUUCUUGAGACUUCCCUUUAUACUUAUCAAUAUGAUCACUAUUAUAGUGAAACUGUUCAGCGGAUAACUUGA
Molecule: messenger RNA, 252 nt
Organism: Gastrolobium bilobum
Lineage: Eukaryota; Viridiplantae; Streptophyta; Magnoliopsida; Fabales; Fabaceae
Exons: 1
Coding region: 14-247 (77 amino acids)
Biological process (GO): endoplasmic reticulum to Golgi vesicle-mediated transport
Cellular component (GO): COPII-coated ER to Golgi transport vesicle; Golgi membrane; endoplasmic reticulum membrane
Source: RefSeq, a predicted model, not a curated record